Molecule: messenger RNA, 1779 nt
Organism: Ostertagia ostertagi
Lineage: Eukaryota; Metazoa; Nematoda; Chromadorea; Rhabditida; Trichostrongylidae
Source: the annotation of a GenBank genome assembly
AUGGAAUUUGGCGACUAUCGUUUUGAGCACUUUUUACAUGGACACAAGGAUCAGCUGGAAGCGGGUGGGAUUCCACCGGAGCUGUGGGGCAGUCUUUACUCGAAACUAAUGCAACAGACUUUCGAUGCGGGAAAUUAUUUCCGAAUACUGUGUGAGGAGACAGAUGAAGGGCGCAACUGGAGUGUUUUUGCUACAAGAGAUCUUCACCCAGUUGAUGAAUACAAUAUCUUCCUCAUUGACCAUGCUUGGACAUUCCGUCCACAUCAAGCACGAGCUCAACUCGAGGAACAUCCACAACUAGCUGAUCGAAUGGCCAGAUUGCUUGAUCUUACUGCGGAUGAUGAGUGCGUCUUCGUUGAUCACCAAAGUGACAGUGAUGAAGACGUAAUGACCACAGAUGAGCAAGAAGCGUUUGAAACUGCUCCUAUUCCUCGUCCUGAAUCUAUCGAUGCCCGCCUUUGUUACGUUGUCAAGCAAAAUGAUACUGUGGUGGACGAAAUCCUUCGUAAAAUGUGGCAGUAUAUUCAAACGUAUACUGUGAGAUUCAAACCGGAAGUUGACGAAGAAGGCAUGCCAGUUUGGUACAUUAUGGACGAGUUUGGUGUGAGAAUAUCGCACUCGGAUACUCCAAACGUUCGAGUCGUACCGCUGUAUUUUAUACCGCACAAUGCUGCUUACAGUGUCAUAUUUCUGACAAAGGAAGAAGAAAUUUGCCGUGAUUAUGCCGAUAAUGCCCUUGCGCGACGACAGCCGGAUUGGCGACGUUUUCUGUUGGUUCCUUGGUUGGAGAAGGAGUUCGAGUUGAAAGAGGAGAUACAGCGUCAUCCACCUGACGAGAAUUUCUUCAUUUCUGGCCGUUCACUGGACAUGCUUCCUUCUGAAGCCGCUCAACAAGUGGCAGCUGAAGCGAUCAAGAAGCGCGACUUGUCACGUCCCCUUCGAAUCUAUGCUGAUGGUCUGCAAAUGAUUGAGAGCUUAUCGGAAGUGAAGUACGAGGAAGUCAGCAAUUGGCGAAAUGCUGAUGUUUUGUGGCUGAAAAGGCAUUUCCGUGAAUACGACAGUCUUUGUGCAGACAACCCAUCUGCACUUGUAAAUCAGUUCCCUCACGAGAGUUGUCUUACUGUGAAAGACCUUCUGUCAGCUAUUCUCAUGGACCAAAGUUCGGGCGAAGGGCCGGCUUGGUUUCAGACAUGUUUCAAUUUAAACACGGAGCUGCCCCAGUUCGUGUCCUACUUCCUGCACAGGAAAGCAAAGGGUCUUGAAAAUAUUUGGAUUAUCAAACCGUGGAACUUGGCCCGCGGUAUGGACAUGUUCGUUUCGGAUGAUAUUCGACAGAUCAUUCGCCUAACCGAAAGUGGACCAAAGAUUGCCUGUAAAUACAUUGAACAUCCGGUUCUAUUCCCUAGAGCUGACAAUCAGUGUAUGGUUAAAUUCGAUCUCCGGUACAUCGUGUUUGUAACCCAAGUACGACCUCUACGUGCCUUCGUAUACAACAAUUUCUGGAUUCGAUUCGCCAUCAACGAAUUUUCUUUACAUCGACUCGACGACAUAGAUACCCACUUCACAGUUUUCAACUAUGGCGAUGACGAUAAGGUUCUGCAGAUGAAAUGCCCGGACUUCAUCAAACAAAUCGAAGCAGCGCAUCCUUGUAUCAAAUGGUCCACUGUUCAGAAGCAAAUAAACCAAGUUUUGAGAAACGCCCUUAGACGCCGCUUGCAAGUGGGAUCCACCACGUGGAAUGGCGAAAAAUGUGCAAUCAAGAGCCAUGUACGGUGCUGA